Trichophyton verrucosum HKI 0517 is the source of this 723-nucleotide messenger RNA. RefSeq lists its product as uncharacterized. Gene Ontology annotation, molecular function: protein binding. The coding region runs from base 1 to 723 and encodes 240 amino acids. The record is from RefSeq and is a predicted model, not a curated record. NCBI's taxonomy places the organism in Eukaryota, Fungi, Ascomycota, Eurotiomycetes, Onygenales, Arthrodermataceae. The transcript has a single exon.
AUGUCUCUGCCAAAUCUCCCCUGUGAGAUACUACUUGUUAUUGCAGAGUUUGCAGAGCAUGAGCGAGACAUCAACGCUCUGGUUCAAACAUCGGCCCACUGCUACAGCUGCCUCAACACCUUUCUUUACCGUCACAACAUUCGAAGUUCUGGUGGCACUGGUCUGGUGUCGGCAGCUGGCAAUGGAAGCUUGAGGGCUGUCCAGAAAUUCCUCGAUCUAGGUGUAGAUGUCAACUGGAAGAGGGGCCCCAGCGGCCCAACCGCCCUGCAAAGUGCAGCUCUCGGAGGCCACCUUGAGGUCGUGCGACAUCUGCUGAAGAUCAAGAGGAUCAACCUACGCUAUGUCAAUGACCUGGGCUCCGUGCUGGGCUAUGCAGUUUGUGGCGGCAAUACCUCAGUGGUGAAAUUUCUCCUGAGAGAUUCCCGUAUCAACCCAAAUAUCAAAAACACCAAACACUGUGCCCCAAUUCACCAGGCAGCAGAUACCGGUAAUCCUGAUAUCAUGAAGCUUCUUCUUGCCAAUAAACGGGUGGACCCAAACCUCAGAGGUGAAUCUCGACGCACCGCCUUACACAUUGCGGUCAGAAAGGGACAUCAUGCUGUUCAGAAACUGUUGGCCGAACACAGCGGCGUCGACCCCAAUUUAAGAGCCGGUCCACUUGAUCGAACACCGCUACUCGAAGCCAUCAAGGCUCCGGCCGAAACCCGUCCAGAAGAUACCUGA